AUGAGUCGGCGCCAGGCCAAUAGUCUAGCGAGUGAAAUCGAAUCCCAGUUUGUCAGGGCUCCUCCUGAAAUAAGGCUGGAUUUCCUUCGCAAGAGUAAUGAGGCCUUUGAAACGGAGUCGAACGAAUUUGUUCAAACGCUGAUGACUUUCCAAAAGGAAUUAGGCCAGAUCACUUCGACAUUCGAAAAUAACAAAAGCAAAUCUCAAGACACAGAUGAGCGAGCGGGAGAAAAUUCAUCUGAUGGCAAAGGCCUCACAAAGAGUUUGGUGGCCAAAUAUCCGGCCACGAAGGUCGUCGUGAACCCGGAAAUCAGCGAGAAGGUUCGCGUGGCAGAGGCGUCUGCAAUUUCAAAGUACCUGGAGGACAUUGAAUUUCAAAAGAAGAUGACAGACGUGAACACAACGCUCAAGUCUUACGCAAGACCGGCCACUUCCACAUCACUGAAUGGGUCUGCUUUCCGGCGUCCACCACUGAGUGCGAAAUCCGCAAAUCGGCCUGCAACUGCGAACUACACGAAUGACGGUGAAAGCUCGGAUGAUGAAGAAAUCGCCGAAGAACUGCGAGAAAUGAAGGUGAGAGAGGGUGGGUGCAAAGUCGUCCAGAUGGCCUUAUUCAUCACUUUGUCCUGCGUCGCCUGUGGCCAUGGUGCUUCGUGUCCAAUCACAGCGCUUCAACCGUCAUUGCGCGGCAUUGCGAUUUCUCGGCCUGUUUUUGCAAGCACCAGCGAGACCUUUUCCACCAAUCUAAUCGACGAUUGCACGACCCGAGGUGAUCGGGUCACUGUCGCAGAAGUUUCCUUCCGGCUCUUGGGGGUUCGAACUUGA
Messenger RNA from Mesocestoides corti, 825 nucleotides. The record is from the annotation of a GenBank genome assembly. NCBI's taxonomy places the organism in Eukaryota, Metazoa, Platyhelminthes, Cestoda, Cyclophyllidea, Mesocestoididae.